GCGUCGUCCGAACGGAUGUUGUUUAUGAUCGACAUUUUCCUUUGGAAAUUAGAUGUGGACAUGAAGUUCUAAAUUUUGUUAAACUUAACUAUUAUUUUAUUGUUAUUGAAUAUAUUUUAUGAUGUUAAACCUUUUAAAAUAACCUCAGAAGUGUAAAAAGUGACUUAGACGUUCUGUGGACGAAUUAAACAUAAGUUUUUUUUUCUUCUGAAAUAUAGCGGGAAAUCUCCGUUGUGACGCGCACAAACGUUGAUAAUUUGCGGAGUCUACUGCUGAGGUGUCGUGAUAGGUUGUUAUGUGGUUAUCUUCACUCUGACAGUGGAACCGUGUUGUAUAUUUAGAAUUGACAAUGUCAGACGAAAUGGCGGUGGGUGAUAACGCUACAAGCGACGAGAAUAAAGUAAACAGGGACGAGACGGUGGCGGAGGAGGUCGAAGGUGGUGGUGAAGCUUGUCCACAGGCUGUGGAUGAACCUCCGACAGACACGGAUGAGGUUACGGCCCCAGUUGAUGAUAAACUGGACGCAGAUAGUCUAGAAGACAAAGAUACAGUUAAUACUGAAGAGAAAGAGAUAGAAGACAAAUCACAAGAAGAUGAGCAAGAUGGAGAAUCACGUGGGACUAAACGUCGUGCGUCAAUCGCGUUUAGUGAAGCAGGCGAUGAAGAAUUUAAAGGAUUCGAAGAGAUGAAGGAUCAAGAUUUGUCCAAAGAAUAUAGUCGUGUUUUGGAACGAUUAGAAGCAGAAGUACAAACAGCGAUUAAAGAUUUGAAGCCAAUCAAGAGUUUGAAAGCUACGAUAUCUCCAAUCAAAGCAAGUAAACGACCUCGCCAGGAUACAGAUGGAUCAAGACCAUCAUCAGCUUUAUCAACAAGGUCAGAUGGUGAAUGGUCAGAGCAGGCAGGCGCGUCCCCCGGUAUGCGCGGGCGUCGGUCAACAACAGAGAUGUCGUCGCCCCUACUACGUGUGCCUCUAGAACGAGGUUGGAGACGAGAACUGGUGUACCGAGCUGCACUGGACGCACAUUCUAGAAGGAAUGCUGAUAUUUACUAUUAUACCCCUCAAGGAAAGAAGUUACGAUCUAGUAGAGAGGUCGGAGAGAAUUUGUCGGGAACAGGGUUAACAUUAGAAAAUUUCUCAUUCUUCAAAGAGCCACUCGGUGUUGAUGAUCCAGAAAAGGAAAUAAUAAGAGAUGCGAAGUUAAUGCGUCGUGUGUGA
This is a messenger RNA of Papilio polytes (common Mormon), 1216 nucleotides long. Its product is annotated as bromodomain adjacent to zinc finger domain protein 2B-like. Lineage: Eukaryota; Metazoa; Arthropoda; Insecta; Lepidoptera; Papilionidae. The coding region runs from base 350 to 1216 and encodes 288 amino acids. The record is from RefSeq and is a predicted model, not a curated record. The transcript is spliced from 8 exons. Gene Ontology annotation, molecular function: DNA binding.